Molecule: messenger RNA, 3768 nt
Organism: Sclerotinia sclerotiorum 1980 UF-70
Lineage: Eukaryota; Fungi; Ascomycota; Leotiomycetes; Helotiales; Sclerotiniaceae
Exons: 1
Coding region: 1-3768 (1255 amino acids)
Source: RefSeq, a predicted model, not a curated record
AUGGGGAAGUCAAUAUGGAGUCCCAGAAAAUGGGAGGAAUGGGCGGAGAAGAGAGCGACGGCGAUAUGGACCAAUUUACAAACGAAUAAUUUGUGGCAGCGGAUGCUAAAAAAUACUUUGGCGACUACAAUCUGUAUCAUCAUCGCCAUCAUGCCACAGGUGGUAGCUGUAUAUGGAAAAGCCGCAUACCUUGCGCCAAUAACCACAGUUUUUGGACAUCCAGGGAGGCGUUUUGGUAUGAUGGCAGAGGCUCUAAUAUUGACUUUAUCAGGAACAAUGCUUGGUGUAGCUUGGUCUAUGCUCGCAUUGUACUUGUCGAGUCUUGUGUAUCACAGUAAUCCUCAAGCAGCAUUUACCAUUCGAGGGAUAUUUCUCGCUAUCGCGUUGCUCUUUCAUGGAGUCCUCAGGUCGCAUACACCACGUCUGUUUCUUAUGGUGCUACUCCUAAUUAUUGUAGUUCUUGUCAGUAUGACUAGUACAGCUACGGCAGUUACAACUCUUUCAGUCACUCAGCUGGUCUACCCUAUCACAACUGCUAUUGCCGUUCUACUUGCUGUGAACACUCUUGUUUUCCCAGAAUUCUCCAGUAGCUUUCUAGGAAUCACCACUAUCGAGACCCUUGGCGAAACGGUUGGAGCUCUGCGCGAUGCCGGACGAUACUUCAUUGCCAUUACCGAAGGUUCUGAGAGUGCUAUAACAGAUACCAGAUUAGAAAACAUUGUUAGUGCAUGUGGGAGUGGAAACGGUGAAGACCUUCAUAGACCUCCGACAUUGGCAGAAAAGCCACCCGAGAAGUCCAGAGUCAAUGGCUUGACCUUGAGGCAAAAGAUUCUCUCCUUUUUCCAGAAGGCUCAAGAACCGCCUGCGCCACUUCCAGCAAACGUCGAGAAAGGCCCACAACCCGUAAAGUUAAAAUCUUUGACAGACAAAAAGGCCAAACUGCGUGCAAAGUUGGCAGGAUGUAAGGCAGCGCAACAAGAAUGCAAUUUUGAACUUGCGUGGGCAGUUCUUCCACCAAGAGAUGUGAAACCUAUCAGUGACAUCGAGAUGAAGAAACUUGUGGCCAAUACCAUCGCUUUAAUAGGGGCUUGUGAAAGCAAAUAUGCACUAAUGGGGGACGAGAAUGAUAAGAAUGAGUCUGGGAAUAAAGAUGGAGCAAAGCUCAAAACGGUUGCCGAAAAUGGUGGUGUCGAAACCCCAGAGGCGGAGGAUUCAUCACGACCAACGACAGACAUGGAUACAUAUGAUGAAAGAAGUUCAGAUGAGAAGAAACCUUCCAGGAAGGAAAGGCGCAAGCAAAAGAACAAAAGAAGAAAGGACAGAAAAAAGGUCAAGUCUUUGAUCGAGAAGGAAAUGGAGAAUUUGGAGUUAAUCAAGCCGAGGAAAGAAAUCGAGUAUGGUGAUAUUGAUUUGUUGAAGUAUCUUGUGAAUCGUAUCGCAAAGCCAUUGUCCAAUCUCCAAGAAAAGAUUGACAGAAGUGUUGACGUUGUUUCGUCCUCCCUCGCUUAUUGCUACGAUGUCCCUAAACUCCCGUCAGGAAUUCGAGCACCUGCCGGGAUUCGACUUGAGGAGAUUGACAUUCGUGUCGAUAUUUUAGUCGACGCGAUUGCUGAUUUCGAUAGAACUUCAGCAGCGGCAUUAGAGGGUGCUGCAGCGCUACACGAUCUAGGCGGGCCUCAGGUUGAUAUAAUGCCUCGCAUGGAGACGUUCUUGAUUUCCUCAUUCUUGUUGAAUCUUCGUCAAGCCGCCUUGCAUACACUUGGAAUGCUUAGACAUUCUCGGGUUCUAGUCGAAAGACGACAGGAACUACAUGGUCAAAAAAGAAUAUAUCUUCCUCAAAUUAAUUGGAGGAAAUGGCUUCAAUCUGGUGGUGAAACCGAUAUGUUAGCUUUACCCGAUAAUGCACGAAAGGAUGCAAGAACAGGUAAAAAGAAAGAAGAUGCUGCAGACGAUGCGGUAAGCAUUCAUAGUGGAGAAACACUACUGGCCACAAAGGACGUGGAGUCAGCGAUCCCUAAAAAGGAAACCCCAGUACAACCACCGAAAGUUGCAGAUGAACCUGUAAAGGAGAAGAAGAAAGGAACGCUUAUGCUUCGAUUCCGAAAUAGGUCAGCUGAUAUUAUCGAGUACUUGGUUGGUAGCGACGACAUCUCAUACGCCAUCAAAUUGACUGUUGCCGUCUUUAUUGUAACUUGGCCGGCUUUUCUUGUUCAGUGGAAUACUUGGUAUUCCUUGAACAGAGGCCUUUGGGCUGCCUUGCAGUUGGUGGUCAUUACAGAAGUUGCCAUUGGAACCUCUGUCAUGACUUUCAUGUUACGUGGUGUUGGUACAACCAUUGGGUGUGUGUGGGGCUAUGCAGCAUACCAAGCUGGCCAGGGCAACAAAAUAGUCGCUGUAGUGAUGAUAGUUAUUGGCAUCAUUCCAUCCACCUACAUUCAGCUUGGAUCUAAAUACAUCAAGGCGGGUAUGGUCACCAUCAUCUCAAUGUCGAUAGUAGUUCUUGCUACCAUAGAUAAAGUUGUUCCCGGUUCAGCUACCGAGAACUUUCUGAAAAGGCUGAUUGCCUUCUUCAUUGGUGGAGUGGUGGCCCUCAUUGUGGAAGUUGCGCUCUUCCCGGUCAAAGCCCGCGAUCGUCUUGUGGAGUCCCUUGCGUGCUCCAUACGCCAAAUCACAGAAAUGGAAGCAUGUCUAGCCUAUGGUAUCGAAACGGAAAUCAACAACGUCAAUGUUCGUUCUCCAGCCGUUAUAUCGCGAUUUUCCAUCGCCAAAGCGAAGGCCGAGGGCGCUCUAGCGGCUGCAGAAGCAUUCCUUCCAUUCUGCGCUAAUGAGCCACGUCUCAAAGGUUCCUUUGCACCUCAUGCUCUUAUCUAUGGAGAGAUUCUUUACGUAUUACAUGCUAUUGUAGAUCGUAUGGAGAACAUGCUUAUCUUACGUCACGAAUAUGGGUCUGGUGUUCUCGAAGAACUCAAUGCCCAAGUUUAUCCCUAUCGGCGUAAUGUUGCUGGAUCUAUUACGCUGAUUCUUUUCGCGACUCACGAAGCUCUCACGACGAAACUUCCUCUUCCUCAGUUCUUGCCCUCCGCUCGCCUCGCUCACCUUCGCAUGGUUAAUCGUGUCCGAGAGGUUGUUCUUUCCUCCAACCUCAAAGAGUCUUCACACGAACGGUCCGAAAUUGAAGUCUCGAUGGUUAAACGAUUUGUCCGCCAAAAGUUCCUAUCUUGGAAUGCAGCCUCCGCUGGUCAAAUUGAAGUUAUUGAAUAUCUUGAAGAACUCAUCGAUCUUGUCAAGCUAUUAGUGGGAGCAAAUGAGUUUAGAAGUGGAUUGUUGACAAGAGGUACUUAUAGAGAGUGGGUGGAUAAGAUUCAAAGACCUGAUACAGUAGAAUCAGAGAUGCUGCCCGCUGAUGGAGCUGUGGAGGAAAAAGAACCGCAAAUGACAUCGGGUAGAAAGAGAAGGCCAACGUUUAGUAAUACGAGAGAGAAAAUCUUUGGACCAAGUGCUGGAAAUGCCACUAAUACACGGCCCGACAGCGCAAGGCCUGGUACCGCAAGACCUGGUACGGCGAGACCAGGCACGGGAUCGAAGGCCGCAACGAUGGAGAAAUUGGAGGUGGAGAAAGAAAAGAAAGACAUGGAAGAGGAAUUGCCAAGAGUUUUACAAAGGGUUCGCACGAGAAGAAUGAGUGAAAUGAAGGGUAUGGCAGAAAGGAGGAGUAAAGAGGAUAUGGGUAUUGGUAAUGCUGGGAAAGGAAAUGGAUUAGGGAAAUAA